AUGGCGGAUUCCAAGAGGAAGACAUUUAAAACCGCUGUUGCGGCAGAGAGAGUUAGAACACGUGACAUGACGUCACGUCACCCCACCCGCAAGAGGAAAUUCGAUAUAAAUGAGGGGGAACCAGUUAAAUCCCCUCCAGCGGGUGGAAAAUCGACUGCCGGUGGCCCAACAGCCACCGGAACCAAAUUGGCAGGCUCGAAUACCGUUUCUCCAAUACCAGGGCCCAGUAAUACGGUGACCCUGCAGCCUGCCAAUGCAGCACCAUACAGGUGUCAAAUAUGCGAGAGGCCCUAUGAGACAAAAAGUGGCCUCAACAAACAUCUCCUAACAUGUGGCAAGCGCGAUCGAACUAAAUGCCAAUAUUGCAAAGCAGGUUUUACUACAUACACAGGGGUGCGGCUUCACGAGCAGAGGGCACACCCCGAAGCAGAAAACGACAGCAGGAGGAGGGAACUACGAAGGCCUGAUUCCGAAAUCUAUGAUAUACUGGCAAACAUCGAGAUCCAGUCACAUAAAGGCCCCUUUAUGGCGAAAAUGGUUGCCGAAUCAGGUCUGACGAAGGACCAAAUACGGCAUCGAAGAGAUAAACCCAUCUAUAAGCAAUACCUCGAUGCCGCUAGGAAGAAACAGCAACCAAUCCCUUCUCCCAGUGUGCCAUGUGAGCCGCCCACCUGCCCAACGAACGAGAAGAUCGACCAUCAGGCAGCGACAUCGACGCCACCAACAGCUCGCGACGAUGUAAAAGAGGGUGAGUGCUCCUCCGCGGUUGCGUCCGCACUAUCGCCAAUCACUCCAGAUCCGAUGACAAGCAGGAAGAGGAUUCGGAAUGAAUCGAUGUCGCCUCUGUCCAGCCUACAGUAA
This is a messenger RNA of Acanthoscelides obtectus, 861 nucleotides long. The record is from the annotation of a GenBank genome assembly. NCBI's taxonomy places the organism in Eukaryota, Metazoa, Arthropoda, Insecta, Coleoptera, Chrysomelidae.